CACUGGCCCCGAGCAGCACAUCCUCUAAGUUGCGAAGUUCAGGCUCUAACAUCCAAAUCGCAUCGGUAUAGAUGUACUUACUGCUCUGCCUCGGCUUCAGUAUGGCGAGGCCCGGGUCCAGGCCUACUCCGCCCUCGGACUGUAGCUGUCGAACUGAUAACAAGACAUUCGUCAGGUAAGCAUACCAAAGGCUGCACGACACCGAAAACCGACGAAGAUACCCUUUCACGACUGAGACACUGCGCUGAGCGAUCAGCCUGGCGACCAAACGUCGGCACAAAGGGAAGUACGUAAAAGGAAGGCGGGCCCUCCGUCCAUCAGCCACAUCCGUGGCCACGCCGCCACGGCUAAAUGAAAUAAACCGCGUAUACCUCAACGACGUUCGCCGCGCUGUGGCUUGCACACACUCUUUCUCUUGUUCGUCACUAUUCCGGCCACGGAAGCCAGGAGCUCCAGUGGCUUCACCACUUCAUAUUCAGUAUGCUCUCCACGUUCAGAUCUCGAUUCAGCUCGGAGCCACAGGCAUCAUCGCUCCCGGCAAUCCUCGCGUCGUGGCCGGCGGAGACAGCGCCACCGCGCUUCCUAGGCAAGCCCAAGAAAGACCUCCCGGUCGACGCCUGGCUCGCCAAAGUGGCGGAGGCGUGCGUUGCGAGGGGUAUUCCGCAGAAACUAUGGCACGAAGUCGCCCGGCACUUCAUGAGCGAGGAUGCACGCAAAAGACUCGAAGACGUCGAGCAGGUCAUGCAAUGCGCGUUUGGCCACUCGUGGGGCUGGAAGUGGUCCAGCUUCGGUGUUGCUUUGAAGAACAUCGCGGGGAACGUUGAUCGCAAGAAGACGGAGGCUGUCAAGGUGCAGCGCAAGUCGACGGGAUCGUGGUGGAUCAUUGGCCACGGCGGCGACAAGGGCAACAAAGUCAAGACCAAAGAGCCCGUUCCCGCGCUCGGCUUCAUGGCGAAGAUCGCGCAGAAAUCCGGAAUCCAAACCGGCAAUGCCAAAGCCGCCUCUUCGACGUCCAAGCCCAAGGAGCAGACCCAGAAGCAGACCGGCUCCAAGCUGCUGAAGACCCAGCCCGCCCCGGCGCCGCCGCCCAAGGCCGCAGCGCCCUCCGGGUCUCUCGUCACGCGCGUGGCCACAACUUUGCGUCUCGUGGACCCGCCGCCUCCGCCGCCCACUACGCUCAUAGCGCAGGUACCGAUGUGGUUGCUUGCCGCGUCGGAGGCGGUCAUCGCGCUGACGCCGGAUACCACGAGCACCAUGUCCAUUCUGGCGGCGGUCUUGAUCACGGUGGGCUCCAUACCGGCGCUGCCUUCUGUAGCCGCUGGGACCACGGCUACUGCCCUUGGGACGGUUGCGGUGGGGCUGGGGACGCUGUUGAGGGAGAGGGCCAUCGCUUCGUCCGACAACAGGCGUAGUAUCGUGACUGCUGUGCGGUCGAGGAAUUGUCAGGUGGAUUGGGAUGAAAGUUAUAACUGGAAGAGGCGCGCUGGGCGCGCAUAUGACAUUGUGUAUGUAUCGUCUGCGUCAUGGUUUGGUCUAAUGUAAUAUCUUGGUUGGCUAGAGCGUCGCUAGACUUGCCGUGGUUUCAUCGGCAGCAUCUGGAGCGAGUGUUGAGACAAGCAGUGUGGCCGUGGGCGCGCUCGUCGUAGGUUCUGGCAUCCAUCGCCCG
Messenger RNA from Fomitopsis serialis, 1666 nucleotides. RefSeq lists its product as uncharacterized. Bases 481 to 1542 code for a protein of 353 amino acids. NCBI's taxonomy places the organism in Eukaryota, Fungi, Basidiomycota, Agaricomycetes, Polyporales, Fomitopsidaceae. The record is from RefSeq and is a predicted model, not a curated record. The transcript has 2 exons.